Messenger RNA from Dibothriocephalus latus, 396 nucleotides. NCBI's taxonomy places the organism in Eukaryota, Metazoa, Platyhelminthes, Cestoda, Diphyllobothriidea, Diphyllobothriidae. The record is from the annotation of a GenBank genome assembly.
AUGUAUCGCGUGUACUACACGGAUCAGCCCAAACUGCCACUGGCCACCUGGCAGGUCAAGGUGUUGUCCGUGGACCAUGCCCUUGGUUCCCCGAGCCCCUACGAAGCCUCAACCGGAGAUGUUGAUACUAACCGUCCGCCCAGCCAUCUCACCUUGAUCACCCAUCUGCAAUCAAAUGCCACUUACUACAUCCGCAUAAGUGCAUCUAACGCCAAGGGUGACGGUCCACCCUCGGCAGCCUACCCCGUCAUCGUCAGACCCGGAGGUGAGUUGGCAACACUCUUUGUUGGACAGAGUCCUCGCCCCCUACCACCACAACCACCACCACCCCUAUCCCCGCCCAGCACACAUACCGGUUUAACCAGGCACUUGCAUGUGAUUAUGUACCGAAUGUAA